AUGGCUAGGACUAAGCAGACAGCCCGUAAAUCAACUGGUGGUAAAGCACCCAGAAAGCAACUUGCAACAAAGGCCGCAAGAAAAACUGCCCCCGUAUCAGGCGGUGUCAAGAAACCACAUAGGUAUCGUCCAGGUACCGUUGCCCUUAGGGAAAUUAGGAAGUUCCAAAAGUCAACAGAGCUUUUGAUAAGAAAGUUACCAUUCCAAAGACUCGUCCGUGAAAUCGCCCAGGACUACAAGACCGAUUUGAGGUUCCAAUCACAGGCCGUUUUAGCACUCCAAGAAGCUGCAGAGGCCUACCUUGUUGGACUCUUUGAGGAUACUAACUUAUGUGCCAUUCACGCAAAGAGAGUCACCAUCAUGCCGAAGGAUGUACAUUUGGCCAGAAGAAUCAGAGGUGAAAGGGCUUAA
Messenger RNA from Theileria annulata, 411 nucleotides. Its product is annotated as histone H3, putative. Gene Ontology annotation, cellular component: nucleosome. The transcript has a single exon. Bases 1 to 411 code for a protein of 136 amino acids. Lineage: Eukaryota; Apicomplexa; Aconoidasida; Piroplasmida; Theileriidae. Gene Ontology annotation, molecular function: DNA binding; protein heterodimerization activity; structural constituent of chromatin. The record is from RefSeq and is a predicted model, not a curated record.